Molecule: messenger RNA, 552 nt
Organism: Heterobasidion irregulare TC 32-1
Lineage: Eukaryota; Fungi; Basidiomycota; Agaricomycetes; Russulales; Bondarzewiaceae
Exons: 2
Coding region: 1-552 (183 amino acids)
Biological process (GO): resolution of meiotic recombination intermediates; double-strand break repair via homologous recombination
Cellular component (GO): nuclear body; RecQ family helicase-topoisomerase III complex
Source: RefSeq, a predicted model, not a curated record
AUGCCUCCUCCUGCACAACUGAUUCAGCGGUUCAGUCGGUUCUAUCCUAAACCCAAGAUUGAUCCGGAAUGGCUAGAACCUUGCUACGAAUGGGUCAUAGACCAACACCAGCUGCAACCCACGACCGAUCUGGACCAAAUAUACCAACUCGUUGAAGCACAGCUCCUACAAUCCGACCUUCAAGACUCUAUGCUCCAAGGAACGGGGCUCCCUUUGAACGUUGGGGAAAUGGAAGACGGUCGCCUCACAGGCCCUCCUGUUCUUGUUCAAAUUACCUCUCUGACAGAGAUAGGCCAUAGCGCCUUCACCCUUCAAAACAUCAGACAGACUCGUAUAGACCGAGCCGACCUCGCGGGCCUUGGAGGAGACGAUGCAGAAGAUGAGGGGCCCGUUCUGAGGUACCCACGGUCUAUGCUGCGAUUACAGCUCAGCGACGGCUUUACUACCAUAAACGCCAUUGAAUUUCGCAAGUUGCCUGACUUAAUUCUCGGAGAAACGCCUCUAGGUUACAAGGUAGAGUACCAUAAUCCUCAUAUGCUGAAAAUGGCCUGA